Molecule: messenger RNA, 687 nt
Organism: Komagataella phaffii GS115
Lineage: Eukaryota; Fungi; Ascomycota; Pichiomycetes; Pichiales; Pichiaceae
Exons: 1
Coding region: 1-687 (228 amino acids)
Source: RefSeq, a predicted model, not a curated record
AUGAUUGAGAAUGUCAACCCUGGAUCUCGUCUCAAAAGCACUGGCUCGUCCCAGGUCUGCACGCCCAACAGGAGCUCUCGUCCUCAUUAUGCCAUGCCUACUCUUUCCUCGUUGCGGAAAUCUGGUCAACCUGCUACUCCGCAAUCUGUUGAAGGGACCCUGUUUUCAGGGCAAAUAUCGUGUAAUCUUGACGCUUUGUUCAACAAUCCCUUGGAAGACUCGGAGUUGAACAAAAAGAAACCACGGACAACCUUCAAAGGCCCUGCUAAGCUGCGACCCUCCAAGAGGCCAAGUUCUACAAGCUCGGAAGAAGAUCUGUUUGAAGAUGCCGCUAGAUAUUUAUUCCACAGUACGAUAGAGAAACUACAGAACAAAGAAAAUGCUGACCUUGGGAAGAUCACCCCUCACAACUUUCGAUUACCCAUUCUUCAAGACUAUCUACCAUCUUCGGGCUCUGAAGUUUCCUGGAAACAAGUCGAAGACAUGUUUGACUCUGAUCUCCAACAGGUGGAUAAAGCCGUUCCGAUACCUUCCAAAUUGCUAGAGGAAACCAAAGAGGGCAAAAGCGUGCCUCUGGAAAAAUACGUAGAGUUGGUCCGGACCUACGAAACCCUCCGCUCAAGUUUUGUUGAAAAGAUUAAUCGUGACAAGCAGUUAUUUCACCGUUUCUUUUCAUCCGAGUGUUGA